AUGCCAUUCCCUACGCCUCUGUCUUGGGCGGAUACUACCGCCGUCGGCUUUGGUCCUCCUGAUCCUUCGACGGAUGCCGAAGUGACGGCGACGUAUGCUCAUUGUUUGGUACAUCGAUGGGAGGGAAGUCAUGUUGGCGAGCUGAACAUGGUGGGGUACAGCAAUGCCAAUUUUUGGGGCAAGGCUACUGUUCGUCGAGCGGAAAAAGCUCCUGCAUCACUGGUGCCAUAUGAAGCUAUUCGUAAGGAAAUGGAAUCUCUGUUGGGAAUUUCGGACGCUCCUAGUAGUGAGACUGUUCAGACCAUAAAAGAACCAUUAUCCUCGGAGGCCAUCGAAGCAGGAAGGACGUGGUUCGAGGAAUGGAUCAAAUCAGACCUACCAGACGGUGGCUGGGAACCAAGAGCAUUGAAUGAACUCUGCAAAACACUAGAAGGUUUGCGAAACCCUGACGACCCAAAGGCUGAAUUUGGGUCUCGAGCGGCGCAAUUGGAAUGUGAUGUUUUGAUUCAGUACUGUUUGGAAAAGGCAGGCUAUGUCGUACCAGAGCCCCAAUCCAGAACAAAAACCAACGCUCCACAGGCUAAAGACACGACAAUAUGCGAUGAAGACCGGGACACAGCUCUACGGGCAGCGGGCAGAGUGUCUUCGGCACACUCUAACUCAUUUCAGCAAAAUGGAAUCAUUAUCAUUCGGAAUGCACUGAUAGAUGGACCUGAAACUGUGUCCUCGGCGGCCGUCGCCUGUCGUUUGAUGGGUGCACCUGCUUGUAGGAAUUUCGAGCAAGAUGAUGGCUCACCUUCCGCAUAUGUCUACUACACCGAUCAACCAGAAACAGUGGGUGAAUUCGACCUGUCUCCAGGCGAUCUCUUGGUAUCCUCCUUCGAGAGAAUCAGCAGCCAUCAGGCCUCUCUUGUCACUUGGCAGGGAGCAUAUGUGGCUUGCUCCGCUGAGGACAACAAUGCAGUAUAUCGUGAUAUUCUUUUUGGGACCAGGGGUGAAACUCCCACCACAGUAAUCCAAUGGAGCAAAGGAACCAUCUUUUGAGACAGCUUCGUGUUGAAGGUUCUUCUGAGUUACUUAUAAGGAUCCUCGCUAGUCUCGCUCUCAAGCAUUGACUGAUGUCUCGACCAGAGACUACAAUGCAACAUGUCAGGGAUUACGACAUGGUGCGUCCAGAAUACCUAUCCAGGUACCACAGCGGCACCCGAUACUCGUUUGCUCGGUGCAGUUGCUUUGCGGACGAUCAUUUCUUUAGAAACACUACAGUGUGUACGCAACGAUAUCUUUUACUAUUCAUCAUUUACUAUGCACUUCGUAAAGAAGAGUAUUCGGGAACCCAGUUUUGAAGUUUCUAUCUGCUUCAUCUACCGCACGACCUCUUUGAACUUGAUAAACGGUGACAACCGCAGGUUCCUUGACACCUUACAUAAAAAACACGUACAAAAUACUUCA
This is a messenger RNA of Seminavis robusta, 1452 nucleotides long. NCBI's taxonomy places the organism in Eukaryota, Bacillariophyta, Bacillariophyceae, Naviculales, Naviculaceae. The record is from the annotation of a GenBank genome assembly.